This is a messenger RNA of Heterobasidion irregulare TC 32-1, 498 nucleotides long. Its product is annotated as vacuolar H+-ATPase V0 sector, subunit A. Lineage: Eukaryota; Fungi; Basidiomycota; Agaricomycetes; Russulales; Bondarzewiaceae. The record is from RefSeq and is a predicted model, not a curated record. Gene Ontology annotation, cellular component: proton-transporting V-type ATPase, V0 domain. Gene Ontology annotation, molecular function: proton-transporting ATPase activity, rotational mechanism. The coding region runs from base 1 to 498 and encodes 165 amino acids. The transcript is spliced from 2 exons. Gene Ontology annotation, biological process: proton transmembrane transport.
AUGCAGUUCAAGGAUGUGAGAUUAGGACUGUCGAAUUCACGUUAUAUGAAGCUAACGAUGAACUGCACAGCCGAACCCCAACGUCAAUCCCUUCCAACGAUCAUUCAUAGGCGAGAUUCGUCGCAUCGACGAGAUGGCUCGUCGCGUUCUUUUUUCUCUACUCAAAUUGAGAGGGAAAAAGAUAAGAUACCCGUGCGCCCGCUGUGUGAUUCGGCGCCUCUCAUCACCGUUGGUCCGCGAGCAGCUCAAACAAUGGACGGCUUAGACGUUACAUUUGCCGAGCACGAGUCGAGGCUAGUACAGAUGAAUGAGAGCUACGAGCUGCUUAGUGGUCGAUUGAGGGAGCUGGUUGAGGCUAGGCAUGUUCUGAGGGAGACAGCUGUAUUCUUUGACAGGGCUGAAAGCAACCAGUCUGAUAUCAGGACAUCAUUAGACGACAGCUCGGCACGUUGGCGAAACGUACUGCGGCGUGUAGCAUCUGACCGCUUUUAUCGAUGA